AUGUGCAUUGUGAUUGCCCUGCUAUUUGCACAGGGAUUUCUUCUUACAGCCCUCAGCAUAUUCGGGUUUGGGGCAUUGGGAUCAAUUAGAGGAACUGCUGCUGCAUGGUUGCAAGUGUGGUUAUUUGGCGGAGCUGUCCCAGCAGCACUUUUCGAUAAGCCAUCGAAAUUUGCAGGCGCGUUGUAUGAUCAAUUUGAUUACCCCAUCAUUCGUCAAGGCGCUGUAAUGGUCGGCAGCUUGACGAAAAAACUUGGAUCGUUGCCUGCCUCAGCACACAUGCUGUACGGUGGUUCGCACUUUCCAAAUGCUGGAAAGUUUUGUUGGGAUAAGGCUGCUGGUCUCGGUUCAGAUAUCCAGGGGUGUACAGACAAAUUCUUCCAGCAUGCCAAGGAAUUCUGUCCCUCUGACAAGAUGACAGAAUUGAGGGAGUCUGUGGAUAGUGUCGCCAGCACAGCCGCGACACUGUAUCAAGUCGUCAAAGAAGCCGCAGAAUGA
Molecule: messenger RNA, 495 nt
Organism: Suillus fuscotomentosus
Lineage: Eukaryota; Fungi; Basidiomycota; Agaricomycetes; Boletales; Suillaceae
Exons: 3
Coding region: 1-495 (164 amino acids)
Source: RefSeq, a predicted model, not a curated record